Didymosphaeria variabile is the source of this 1344-nucleotide messenger RNA. RefSeq lists its product as uncharacterized. Gene Ontology annotation, biological process: transmembrane transport. The transcript is spliced from 2 exons. Gene Ontology annotation, cellular component: membrane. Bases 1 to 1344 code for a protein of 447 amino acids. Gene Ontology annotation, molecular function: transmembrane transporter activity. NCBI's taxonomy places the organism in Eukaryota, Fungi, Ascomycota, Dothideomycetes, Pleosporales, Didymosphaeriaceae. The record is from RefSeq and is a predicted model, not a curated record.
AUGGACACCGUUAAGCAGACAGAGGUUACGGCCACACAGGAAUCACCAGAUGCGACCCGGCAGCUACAUGGCCACACCGAUGCAGAACAGGAAGCGCUGGCACAGCGUGUCUUGCGCAAGAUCGACUGGCGCCUCAUACCUCUUAUGUUCAUCACGUACAAUCUGAAUUUCAUGGACAAGACCAUUCUGUCGUCUGCUGCUGUUUUUGGUUUGAGAGAAGACAAUGUCUGCUCGCACAUGUUUGACCUAUCUGUACUCAUAUCGACAACUCUCAGGUAUACACGCGACGAAAUACCAACCCGGACCGGAUAUUGGUUUGCCGGCAACUCGAUUGGUGGUCUUAUCGCGUCAUUCCUCGCCUUUGGUAUCGGCCAUAUCACAGACUCGCUUGCACCCUGGCAAUGGAUGUACAUCGUCCUCGGAGUCUUGACAUUCCUGUGGGCCAUCCCGUUGCUUAUCUUUCUCCCGGACAGCAUAGAAAAAGCCAGCUUUCUGACCGAAGAAGAGCGCAAAUUUGCCGCUGAUCGAGUCGUGAUUUCUGGAACAGGCCGCACCGCCCACGCCGGAUACAAAUUCGCCCAAGUCAUCGAGUGCUUGAUUGACCCAAAGACCUGGCUCAUUUUCAGCAUGAGCCUCCUGACUCAGAUUCCGAACGGUGGAACCCAAAAUUUCGGUAACAUCGUCCUCAAGAGCUUUGGCUUUACCAGCCUGCAGUCGACGCUCCUUGUCAUCCCCGCAUCUGUCAUCUCUGCAGGCACCAUUGCGGGCACGGGGUGGAUUGCAGGUCGCUUCCGCCAGUUGAACUGCAUUCUCAUCAUAUGCGUCGUGAUACCUGCCAUCGUAGGCAGCUCGCUAAUUUACGUCCGCCCUCGUACAUCUUCGGGCGUCCAGCUGUUCGGAUACUUUCUGCUAUCGACUGGCACUGGUGGAAUCCCAUUGCUAAUGUCUCUUGUGGGUGCCAACUACAAAGGUGUAACGAAGAAGAUGACCAUGACGGCACUUCUCUUCAUCGCCUAUUGUGCUGGAAACAUAGCCGGACCUCAAUUUUUCCGCACUAAGGACGCGCCUCACUACAACCUGGCGUUCCGAGCAAUUUUGGUGUGCUACAGUCUCGUCGUCGGAUUGGCCAUUGUUCUGAGAUGCUACCUGCAGUGGAUGAACGCAAAGAGGGAGAGCGAAGAGGGGGUCAAGGGAAGUGCGGGUGCUGGAGGAGUCGUUGCUGGUGGUAAGAUGGCGGAUGAGGACGAUAAGGGGACCGUAACGACUGCGCAGAUUGAAUUACGUGCCGAGGACUACGACGAUGUCACUGACUGGAAGACAUUCGGCUUUAGAUAUCGUUUAUAG